Sander lucioperca (pikeperch) is the source of this 7666-nucleotide messenger RNA. RefSeq names its product retinoid x receptor, beta a (gene rxrba). Bases 256 to 1665 code for a protein of 469 amino acids. The transcript has 13 exons. The record is from RefSeq and is a predicted model, not a curated record. Gene Ontology annotation, biological process: response to retinoic acid; retinoic acid receptor signaling pathway; positive regulation of transcription by RNA polymerase II. Lineage: Eukaryota; Metazoa; Chordata; Actinopteri; Perciformes; Percidae. Gene Ontology annotation, molecular function: nuclear steroid receptor activity; zinc ion binding; retinoic acid-responsive element binding. Gene Ontology annotation, cellular component: RNA polymerase II transcription regulator complex; nucleus.
CAUGUUUUCAUCCUUGCAGGGGGAGGGAGGGUUGACUAAGAGGCAAAGUGGGGGGAGAAACAGACACACACGGGGCCUAGUCGCCACAUCUUUUCAUGCGAAGAAGCUGUGCCGUUAAACCACCCGUUUUUGGUUUCCCAAAACAGCUCCGGCCCGGGCCUCAGUCCGCGGUCUAGAGUUUGAUUGCGGGCGGUUUUGAGACGGAAGCCCGUCGGCGUGUAGCUGCUAGCCAGCCCCUGCACCCUAACCACCAUCAUGGGAGACAGUAGAGAUUCCCACAGCCCAGACAGUUCGUCUGUGUCCUCCCCUCCAUCAGGCCAGCGCUCACCUCCGCUGGUUCCCUCAGCUGCUUCCAUGACCUCCCUGCCUCCCAUCACCACCUCAAGGGUCAACAGCCCCAUCAGUAGCAUCGGCUCCCCCUUUUCUGUCAUCAGUUCUUCGCUGGGCUCGCCUGGUCUACCUGGCACGCCAUCGGUGGGCUACGGCCCCAUUAGCAGCCCACAGAUCAACUCAACAGUGUCCAUGUCAGGGCUUCAUGCAGUGAGCAGCUCCGACGAUGUGAAACCUCCAUUAGGCUUGAAGCAGCUGUCGUGUCACAGCCCGGGGCCGAUGCUUUCCCAGAAACGCCUUUGUGCCAUCUGCGGAGACAGAUCCUCUGGUAAGCACUAUGGUGUCUACAGCUGUGAGGGCUGUAAAGGCUUCUUCAAGCGCACAGUACGCAAAGACUUGACCUACACUUGUCGGGACAGUAAAGACUGUAUGGUGGAUAAGAGACAGAGGAACCGCUGCCAAUACUGCCGCUACCAGAAGUGCCUGGCCAUGGGCAUGAAGAGAGAAGUGGCCACGAUGAACGACAGAUCUGUCCAAGAGGAACGGCAGAGGAACAAGGAACGAGAGGGCGAGGUGGAGUCGUCUAGUGCGGUGAACGAGGAGAUGCCAGUGGAGAAGAUUUUGGAAGCGGAGAUGGCUGUAGAGCAAAAGACCGAGCUUCAUGCAGACGGAAGUUCAGGUGGCAGCUCUCCCAACGAUCCUGUCACCAACAUCUGUCAGGCAGCAGACAAGCAGCUCUUCACCCUGGUGGAGUGGGCUAAGAGGAUCCCUCACUUCUCUGAGCUGGCCCUGGACGACCAGGUCAUCCUGCUACGUGCAGGCUGGAAUGAACUCCUGAUUGCAUCGUUCUCUCAUCGCUCCAUCUCGGUGAAGGAUGGGAUUUUAUUGGCCACCGGCCUGCAUGUCCACAGGAACAGUGCUCACAGUGCCGGUGUUGGAGCCAUCUUUGACAGGGCGCACAAUGCCGAGGUUGGGGCCAUAUUUGACAGAGUUUUGACAGAACUUGUAAGCAAGAUGAGAGACAUGCAAAUGGACAAGACCGAGCUCGGCUGCCUUCGAGCCAUCAUCCUCUUCAACCCAGAUGCCAAGGGAUUGUCCAACCCCAGCGAGGUGGAGCUCCUGAGAGAGAGGGUGUACGCAUCUCUUGAGUCUUACUGCAAACAGAAAUACCCCGAUCAGCAGGGCAGGUUUGCAAAGCUCCUCCUCCGGCUCCCAGCACUGCGCUCCAUUGGUCUGAAGUGCCUGGAGCACCUGUUCUUCUUUAAACUGAUCGGAGACACGCCCAUCGACACCUUCCUGAUGGAGAUGUUAGAGGCGCCUCACCAGAUCACCUAGAGGAGCCAGGUUCAGUCCGGUCAGGAUCCGAUGCACAGCAGGAUUACCAACACGUCACCCCAUGUUGGGUCCUUGGCUCCUCUCAUUGGGCCUCACUUAAAACUGCAACACCUGCUGGCUUUAAUGUACCGGCUCUCACACUUGCGCACCCACACACCCACACCCACACACACACACACACACACACACACACACACACACACACACACACACACACACACACACACACACACUCACACUCACACACAACCCACAACCCACAAAUUCCAUGACACUGUCUAAUUAUCUUCACACAUGCAGAUCCUAACUUGCAUACAUGAAUUGAAAUGCAACAUAAUUAAUACACAGAUGAUAUGGCUCUGAAUGAACAGUAUGCUAAUACACACUCAAACACAUUUACACCUUUUCCCAUAACCGUGGGGGUUAAGACUCAAGGAAUAUAUCCCCUUUUUAUCACACAUAUUCAGUAAAUGUCUUAAUUUUAAGUUAGCCUUCAGUUUCACAUCCUCAUCUCACAGUUGGUUUUUGCUUCUGCGUAACUGGUAUAUUUCCCUGUUUUGAAUUGGGUUACUUAGUUACACUGCUAGCGGCACCUCUGUAUAUUUUAUCCAUCACUAUCCGGUUAGUUAUUCAUGUAUGGUUUUAGCUUAAAAUCAGGUGCGUAGCAUUUUAAUCAACUGCCCAUCAUCAAACCAAUUCACUUCUUAUUGGUCAGGAGGUGUCCUAUAAUGGACAGGCAGAUACACCCUCCCAGUGAGUUCAUCCAGUCUCGUAAACAUUGAAAUACUUUGUUUAUUUUUUAAUAUUCAUGCUGAAACUUGUUUAAGUUUCUAUUUUGAAGUACUGUACUCAUGAAAUGAGAGCUUUUUCCAAGGCAUUGAAAUCCAGGAAAAGGGGAGUGGGAGCACUUUGUUGAACAGACAGACUUUGUCCCUCCCACCCUGAUGCGCACAGCGGGCUUUGUAAGACAAGACGAAUGACUUGAAUUUUAUUUUUUAUUCCUAGUUUUGAUUUAAUCCUUUUUCUCUAUUUUGGCAGUUGGUUGGCAUUUUCAAACAGCUUGAGGCUUGCAGGAAGAACAGCUUCAUGCAAGACAAAUCAUAGUUAUCUGUCUUUUUUCUCCCGUUUCCUCCAAAUCCUCCUUUUGCUGUUGGUCAUGUAUGCACUUUUGUGAGUUGUAACUGUGUAAAUGUUCCUGUUUCCUAAAAAUGACCGUAUAUUAUCAGACACCUAAGAUGACCCUGAAGGUACUAUGUGUAGGGUUUUCCAAUUAUUGCAUCCAUUUUCGAAUCAGAUGUGAUGAUUUUUUAAUAGAACGUGCUAAAUAAUUGGCCACUUUCUGUAAUGAUAACCAGGUUUGGGACUUAACACUACUGGCUGGCGGCAGGUGUUGGUCUGUCCUAACAACCAGUCUAGCUCUUGAUUGGUUGCUCUUUAUUCCAACCAUUUUAUUUGUAUCAACUGUCCAUUGGCUAUAGAAGAGAAAAGAUAUUUUCUUUGCGCUUUAAAUAGUCUUUUGUAUAAUUGGUCAGCAUCUAUCUGAGUUGUUUGAGGCAUUGCUUUGUUUUCAAGAUGCUGCACUCUUCCCUCUGUAAAACAAGCAGAGAUGGAAAAUAUAGAGACCAGCUGAAAUGAUCUGACAGUGGCAAUAACUCAACAUUUAAUUUCACCAUUGUCAUCAAUCAAAGUCAAGUUUGGCUUAUCUGUAAUACUUCUGCAGCCCACCAUUAAUGGAUGAAUCACUGGCUGUGACUAUAGAUUGGUAAACAAUGCACCGGUGUUUGAAUUACUUGUGUGUUGUGUUACUGUAAUGCAAUAAUGAAAUUAGUUAGUGCUAUAAAAUGGAAAUCCUACACCUACUACCUGCAGCUUUGGAAUCUUUAUUCAGUGUUUAUUGGCUCAAUGCUUGCAACUUUUGUACAGUAAAUGUAAAUAAUACAAAAGAAAAAACACAGUCAUGCAGAAACAAAGGCCUUUUCACAUUCAUAUGAAUGUGAAAUAUGUGGCUCCUACAAAGAAAUUUAUAAGCUCUAUUUUUUUCUUCUUCUGUUGAAUCAACAUUAGACUUGCCUCCCAUAUAAGGACAUCACCAUGAAGUUAUUAUUGAGCCCAGGGCCAAACCACACCUCACUGCUGCUUUUGCACUAACUUCUGCCAAUGUUUGUUGUUCUUUGCAAUUGAUUGGCUGAAUUUUUAAUUGACAAUUGCUCUUGACGUUUACUGUGAUUGAAAUUUGUAGCCAACUGAAUCUGAGCAUUGCAGUGAAAAGUAAAAUUCAGCUACCACAUGAUCGGGAGAAAUACACUAAACUAUGAAUUAAACCGUCUACACAUGCUCAAAGGUGAGCAAUACUGGGGUACACAAAGAUUUAUUAACUUUUUUGUUAGUAUUUAAAAUGGUGUUGACGUUGUGAGGUAUGUUUAGCCUUCUUAUUAGUCACCAUGUUUAAUAUCAAUUAGAAACAUUUUGAAGUAUCAUUCUACAGGGAAGAGGUACAGCUGUCCUCUACCAGGUGCUAAAUAACUAAAAUGGUCUUUUAGUUUUAAGACAUGCACAUUUACAUCAAUGCAAACACCGUAUGCAAGUACACAGACAAAUCAUUCUCCACUCAUUAAACAGGUCUGCUUAGGAUGUAGGACUCCUUCUUUGAUUUCUUUUUCUUUUUCUUACUUUAUGACCCCUCACUUUAUUGUAGACUCCCAACUAUGGAAAAUGAACACCAUCUAAGUGCUUGUUCAUUUGUGUUGUGGCUGAUAAGUCUUUGUACUCUACCAGACACAGCCUGUGUCUUUUUGUAUUUUAAAAAGCAGUUAGGCUGGUGGAAGCAAUGAAAGUAGCUGGUAAAUUUUGGGGUCCACCAGCUACUUUGACCAGAAUGAGCAAUGAGCUACCUGCCCUGCAGUUAGGCCAAAUACUUCUCUGAGAAGAUCCUUGUCCUCCCCCAUGUGAUGUGGACUUGGAGGCUGACAGUUCGAUGACCUGUCAGACAGGUGUUUUUGUUUUACAUGUCAGUAAGUUGGUCUAACCUUAGAGUUUGGUGUUGUUUCAGUUUUUCUCCAUCCAUGCAUAUGUGCGGGCCAACUCGGCAAAGUAGUCCCCAGAUGUCCAUUCAUUUUCUACAUGCAGAGAAAAGUCAGCCUCUCAUGCACCAUUGCUGCCUCAUGUUGGUGUUUGUUGGAAAGAAUAGUAAGGUGGUGGCAAGCUUAUGAUUUAGGUGACAAGCACCAACAUCUGCUAGCAUUCUUGUACUGUAUAUAAUGUGGUAUGGUCUCAAAGAUUUGAGUGAAAAGGAUUUUGUGGCCACCAGACUUUGAGAUCUGUGAUCUGGAUUAGAGCACGGCUAUCCUAAGACAGUUUGACUGGAAUGAAGUUUGUGAGUGCAACCUCACUGCAUCCCUUAGUGAGUGGGCUGACUUAGGUCUGUGUGUUCAUCUUCUGUUAGGUUGACAUCUCAGCAACUAUCUCUGCAGGAUUUUAUUUUUGGAGCUUCCUCUGUUGAAUGUUUAAGCCUGCUGCUACUGCCUCAUGUUUAUAGCUGGAGAUGGGAAUGAUUACACAAUCAGUCAAGUGCUGAAGAAGGAUCCACUAGUUGGAUCCACAUUAAAAAAGAAGAAAAAAAUUCUAAUCACAUACACAGCUGACUGCAAAUGCCAAUCUUUGUUGAUUCAUUUAAAAAGUAAAAAUAUGCAACUUGUAUAUUCAUAUUGUGGUAAACAGUUGUCAUGCAAUAUGUGUAUAUGUUUCUGGCAUUUGCAACUUGUAGCUUAGUCUGUUACAUAAGUUAAUAUUAAUUGGCAGUGAAUUUUUUUUUUUUUUAGAAUUCCCAUCCUCCAUGUAACAGCAAUGUGUUUUAAGUUUUGCCAUUUCUAUAUUUCUUAACAUUUUGCUAUGAGCUUAGGUCAUUUAGACGAUGAUAAACAGAUAAAAAAGCUAUACAGUCAGUGCAGGUUCUGUAUGCUAAGCCACUUUAAGCUUUGCUGAUCAAGCAAGAGCUGGUGGUUGGGUAUUUCAUUUUUUUAGCAUAUUGUCAUAGGGUGUGUGUGGCCACGUGUGUAUGCUUUUAUGCACGUGUAAUGAAUCUGUCGGCAGCUACGCCUUUUGACUGGCAGAUACUAUAGCUUUGGCGGUGAUGUGCUGAGCGCUGUUAUAUUGGUUUGUUGAGCAGUGUAAUCAAAUGAUGCACAGAGGAAAAGGAGCCAACCUGGAGGGGUGAUGAACUGGCGUGUUGAUCUGAUGCUUUAUCGAUACAACCCUGCCUCUUCCCUUUCUCAACUUUGCUCCGUCUCCACUGCUCGCCCAUGAGGGCUUGAAAUUUCUGGGCUUUGACUUGUAAAAUAAUCCUUUUAAUUCUUGGAAGUUUGAAAAGGAUGUGAAGCUUUUCGUGGGACAAGCAUUGGAGAGCUGUAAGGAAGGGAUUCAGUGCCGUGUGUCCCUCUUUGCUUACUUUACUUGACGGCAGAGCAGCGGCGAUCUGCGGUCACUAUGGGAGACCGCCGGAUCGCACCGCACCGCCCACAAAUGUUUGUCAUUGCAACCGUGUACACUCAAGGCAGACGCAUGCUGUGACCUUUUGACUGUGUAGCAGUAUUGUUGUCGCCGCCUGUACUCACUUUCUGAAAAUAAAUACAUUGAUUAAAUAUGCUUUUUUUUUUUUUUUUUUUUUUUUUUUAAAUGGAUCGCAGGCUGUGACUGAAGAAUAGAUCAUUGUGUAUAGAUUAGAUAUCAGGGCGGCAUUUCUACCUAUUGACACAGGCCCCCUGGAGCCAGGGCCCAUCCCAUUAUGAUCAAUGAGGCAGUGUGUGCCAUGCAGCCUUGAAACCACCACCCUCACUGGUUUAUUUAUCACUGCCAAGUUGUUUGCGGAUGUGGCCGUUUUUUAAAUGGAGGGCCACUCAGUCCCCAGUGCUUGUUUGUCAUGUACGUUGUGAUUAUUGUGCAGUACACUAAAGAGUGUGCGUUAACCUUGGCCUGUGUAGUGCAUACUAAAGAGGGGCCCUAAUAGGAAUGGAAUGACAGCUCGUGUGGCGAGGGGAGGACUGGUCACUGGAGAGAGAAGUAGACCAGUGUGUGGCCCCCUCUUGGUGCUCAACCUGUGCAUUGGUGCUUUUUUAUAGGGUUCCCUAACCCUUAAAACAUCUGCUUUGGUUUCCAAGACACAGGGAAAUACAUAUAUGACCUGAUCUUCUUUAGUUGCAUUGUUGUGUUUUCUGCGACCGGGUCCACUGCAACCUGUUUUUACUGUGUUAGAGUCAUAUGUGGCUGUAGCUGGAUAGUACCAGCAAUAAAAUCAAAACCUUCACAAUUGUAUUUUAGAUUAUGAGGGAGAAACUGUGGCUCUUAUUGUAGACACGGGGUGAAGGCCACCAGAAUCCACAGGUCUGGUUUGCAAGAGACACUUCUGAGCAGGAUCAGGUUACAUUGAAUGAACUUGAUGGUAGAGAUCAUCUGAAUAGGAUUGCUCUCUUUAAGGAGGAGGUUGUUGUUGGUGGAGGAGUUUAAGGUCGGAGGAAAUGUGAAGGGUAGGCCAGAGAGAGAAGGAGGGAAGAAAAGAAGGCCAGUGACUUGAAAAACUCGGAUCAGGUAUUCAUAUGUCAAGAAAAACAGAAAACCUAUUUUCCGGUAGAUCUAGAAUCUUCCUUAAUUGUUUACUCUUCACCGUAAAGAAAUUCUCACACUGUUUUUUUUUUGUCUCGUUUCCUGUCUCCCUUCUCUCCGACUAUGGUAUUCAUCCUUUGUUUAUUACAAAGUAUUAAACAAAUACAAGAACUGUAAAAUCAGAAUGAAUCUGUCACUUUUUUGUCAAAUGUUCUCUCUUUCUCUUGUGUCUGUUCUUUGUCCUGUUUGUAUCCUACUCCAUUGUACACAUGGAGCUGAUUGACUAUUGUGUGCUUUGGGGAUUGAAAGAAGAAGAAAAAAAUAUGAAUACUUUUUUUUCAGUCAUUAAUUCUGAAUCUUCUUUCUGUUUGUUGUAUCAUGUCCGAGUAAAGGUUUUAAUACUGUA